Puccinia graminis f. sp. tritici CRL 75-36-700-3 is the source of this 318-nucleotide messenger RNA. RefSeq lists its product as uncharacterized. The transcript has 2 exons. Bases 1 to 318 code for a protein of 105 amino acids. The record is from RefSeq and is a predicted model, not a curated record. Lineage: Eukaryota; Fungi; Basidiomycota; Pucciniomycetes; Pucciniales; Pucciniaceae.
AUGGAUAUGUUCCAUAGCCACCAACAGCGUAGAGCAACAAAUUCUUUGCAAGAUAGGGUGUUGCUGGUUCGGCCUAUUCCAACGGCGUCCCGGUUUACAUGGGUGACCCAUUUUUGGAAAGAAGUAUCCGAGCAUCUGGUCACUAGCCAACAUAGCACCUUUUGGUGUCCGGGAACGGCUGGCUCAACUGCAUCUCAAGAUAAGCGUAUCGUCCGCCGUCAAGUAGACGUGGUGAUCAUCAAGUCCCACUCGACAAUUCAACUGUCAACAACCGACUCAGUUGCUUUAUCGCCGACUGGGUUGUGCAACUUCACAUAA